GGCUACGAGACUACGAAGCAAGCAGCAGAAGAAAACUCCAACCUGUCAAAACUGAAACGUUUAAACGUUUGUAAAUAACUUAGCGGUGACACUUUAAUCCAGUCGUCCUAUCAAUAUUGAUUCGUUCAGUAGUCAGUUUUGAAGAAUCGUAGAUCAACUGAGAUACUAUGGCAAAUAAUUAUUAUUUUGUUAUAGUAGGGCAUAAUGACAACCCUAUAUUUGAGAUGGAUUUUCCACCUGUCCCAAAAGAACAAAAGAAAGAAGACCACCGUCACCUUAAUGAAUUUGUUGCUCAUGCAGCACUUGAUUUAGUUGAUGAGCAUAUGUGGAAAACCAAUGGCAUGUACCUGAAGUCAGUCGAUAAGUUCAACCAGUGGAUUGUUUCUGCGUUUGUCACAGCAAGCCGGAUGAGGUUCAUCAUGGUACAUGAUACCAAAAAUGAAGAUGGUAUCAAAAACUUUUUCAUGGAGAUGUAUGAAAGCUAUAUAAAGUAUUCGAUGAAUCCUUUUUACACAAUAAACUCACCUAUUCAGUGCUCGGCAUUUGAGAAGAAAGCUCUGUUCUAUAGCAGGAAAUAUCUUACAGGCUGAAGCUCUUAUUCUAAAGGCAGAAAUGUGUGUUAAAGAUGUGUACUAGAUAGUGGGUUGUUUGUUAGGUAUGUGUAUAAAUAUUGUAAUAUUCAUGCAUCUGUUUAAAAGAACACAAGUCUCAUUAAUCUCCAUAUUAUCUCAUACUGUUAGCAAGUAUUUAUAUAAAUUGUUACUGUAAGCCUCAUUACUAUUUUUUAUGUGUUAAUAUUUUCAUUGAAUAAAAUAAAAUAUUUUGUUUAAA
Molecule: messenger RNA, 831 nt
Organism: Thrips palmi
Lineage: Eukaryota; Metazoa; Arthropoda; Insecta; Thysanoptera; Thripidae
Gene: Trs20
Product: trafficking protein particle complex subunit 2
Exons: 3
Coding region: 168-590 (140 amino acids)
Biological process (GO): endoplasmic reticulum to Golgi vesicle-mediated transport
Cellular component (GO): TRAPP complex; nucleus; cytoplasm
Source: RefSeq, a predicted model, not a curated record